Messenger RNA from Drosophila bipectinata, 917 nucleotides. It is a transcript of the gene Rala, whose product is annotated as Ras-like protein A. Gene Ontology annotation, molecular function: GTPase activity; GDP binding; GTP binding. Gene Ontology annotation, cellular component: plasma membrane. NCBI's taxonomy places the organism in Eukaryota, Metazoa, Arthropoda, Insecta, Diptera, Drosophilidae. Gene Ontology annotation, biological process: Ras protein signal transduction. The record is from RefSeq and is a predicted model, not a curated record.
UUUAUAAUUUGCGGCGUGCGGAAGAAAAUCGGAAAAGCAGCGAAGCGCACAGUGAACGCCAACGCCAAACGCCAAACUCUUACCAGUACGAUCCUUGCGCGUGUUUUUUGUUUAGUGUAUUGAGUGAAACGGCAAACAAACAAACAUAAAACCCCCGAGAAGCAGCGCCCAAAGCGGACACGCAAAAAAAUCAAAUAGAGUUAGCCAGCGCAAGUGAGGAAGAGAUCGAUCCCGCCAUCAUGAGCAAGAAGCCGACAGCCGGACCGGCGCUCCACAAGGUCAUCAUGGUGGGCAGCGGCGGCGUGGGCAAGUCCGCCCUUACACUCCAGUUCAUGUACGAUGAGUUUGUCGAGGACUACGAGCCCACCAAGGCCGAUAGCUAUAGGAAAAAGGUUGUGCUGGAUGGCGAAGAAGUACAAAUAGAUAUAUUGGACACGGCCGGCCAGGAGGACUACGCCGCCAUCAGAGACAACUAUUUUCGCAGCGGCGAGGGUUUCCUCUGCGUCUUCUCCAUCACAGACGACGAAAGCUUCCAGGCUACCCAGGAAUUCAGAGAACAAAUCUUGCGGGUGAAGAACGACGAGAGCAUACCCUUCCUGCUUGUGGGCAACAAGUGCGAUCUGAACGACAAGCGGAAGGUGCCGCUGAGCGAGUGCCAGUCGCGGGCGCAGCAGUGGUCGGUGCCUUACGUGGAGACCUCGGCCAAGACGCGCGAGAACGUAGACAAGGUAUUUUAUGAUCUAAUCAGGGAUAUUUCAUCGCGUAAAAAACAACGUCAGACGGACGUGAAACAGCCGCCGAAGCCCAAUUCUCAUUGCUGCCAAUUGCUGUAGGAUGGAACAACAAAAUAAAAACUAAAAUAUAAAAUUAAAACAUGAAACAAGCAACAACAACCACACGAUGAACAACUGCAGCAG